UCCCUUCUCCCAUGUCCUACAGCAUCCCCUGGCCUGUGUGUAUGGAAACCAAGUUCACUUUCUCCUGGGCAAGCAGAGAGGGGGCCUUUGAUUCGAGGGGCAAGGGGAGGAGGGCAGAGUGUGCACUAUGGGACUGGGCCUCCUCUUCCUCACCGUGCUGGCCAUGCUGGUCUCCUGCGAGGACCCAGAAGCCCAGCUCUGCCUUGCUCCCUGUGGUCCCAGGAGACCUGGAUACUUACUGGUCUGGCACAGCACCCAUCUGCGUGGGGGGCUGCAAGGGGAAGCACAAGGAGCUGAAGAGGAGCCAGUGCGGGAACGGCAGCUGCUGCUGGCUGGGCUACAAGUCCUUCUGCCGAGUGAACUGUGGGCGACCCGAAGCGGACUUCAACUCGGUGGUGUAUGGCAACGACUGGUGGGUCGGUUCAGUGGUGCGGUACAGCUGCCGGCCUGGAUUCCUGCUGCUGGGGGACCCGGCCAGUGCCUGCCAGUCCAAUGGACGCUGGACCCCCAAGCCCACCUGCCUCCGGAUCUGCCUGCGAGGUCGGAUCGAGAUCAGUGAGCGGGACAUUACCGGGAGGUGCUCUUCGUCUUGCAGCACCCAGGCCCACCUGGGGGCCUUCCUCAACCGUGGCUGCAUCAAGAUCUCAGCCUGUGUCACCAAGUACUCAGGCUGGGCCCGCUGGUUCCUGCGCUGCGACAUCUGUGAGUGCGACUGCCACGUCCCAUGCGCUUCCUCUGGGUAGAGCUGGGCCGUCUGGGGCUGUGGCUGCUGGCCCCACGCCAAGGGAGGCUUCCACCCCGGAUGUCUGCUUCCCUUCGCCAUGUGUCUCCAUUGCUGCGCUCCUUCCAUAAGCUCCGUCUGUCCCAAGGCUUUCAUCUGAGAGGAGAGGAGAUGUUUUGGACUCACUGUCUUUCAGGGCUGCCUCCCUGCCUGGCCCCAUCCCUUGAGUCUCCAGCGGCAGGAGAUGCUCUGUGAGCAGCAGGCACUGGAGAGCUGCACGUGUUUCCUGUAGCUCGGCUUGGGAUCAUUGGUGUCUUGGCCUCCAUUUGCCUGGCUGCUUCCUAGGGGAGGUUCAUAUCCCCUUUUAGGGGGGAGGUAGCAUGUAUGCCUGUGCCUGUUGCAGGAGUAUCUAUCCCAUCUGUGCUGCAGGUUGUGAUUUCUCGCUGCCAGAUAUUUCCUGCACAUGGGCCAGGCCCUGGGCUGAGAGGUAGAUCUGCCCUCUGGGCUUGCUGCAGCUGUCAGGCAGAGUGUAACCCUGUGCUAUGCCACCUCUCUUCUCAGGAGUGGGUUUCUGACCACGCUCCUUUCCCUAAACUAUUUGUUCUCCCCACUGGCCCUUCACUUCUCACUGGAGCAAUGCUCAGUGGGCUGCACUCAUGCUGAUGGUGGUACCUGGCUCCAGCCAGGAACAGCCCUGUGCUCCCUGGGGACCGCCGUGGCUCCCUCUGAAGCAGCAAUGGAAAAGCUAAAAUUUUUAUUUGCCCAGGGAAGGGGAAGGUCGUCUGGAGCACAUGUGAUGGGAUUGCCAGGGGAUCUGGAGGACCAGCAGCACCACCAUGGGUAAUUAAAAAUAUGUUUACAGGAAAU
This is a messenger RNA of Aquila chrysaetos chrysaetos, 1588 nucleotides long. Its product is annotated as complement receptor type 1-like. Bases 12 to 743 code for a protein of 243 amino acids. The transcript has 5 exons. The record is from RefSeq and is a predicted model, not a curated record. Lineage: Eukaryota; Metazoa; Chordata; Aves; Accipitriformes; Accipitridae.